Plasmodium adleri (nom. inval.) is the source of this 339-nucleotide messenger RNA. Its product is annotated as Rab5-interacting protein, putative. The transcript has 4 exons. The record is from RefSeq and is a predicted model, not a curated record. The coding region runs from base 1 to 339 and encodes 112 amino acids. Lineage: Eukaryota; Apicomplexa; Aconoidasida; Haemosporida; Plasmodiidae. Gene Ontology annotation, biological process: mitochondrial respirasome assembly.
AUGAAAAAAUCCAAUGAGAAAAAAAAUGAAGCAGAUCCAUUGUUGAAGAAGUUUUUUUGUGAAAAGUUAACAAAAAAUGAAAUGGACGAUGUUUUUUUUUAUUAUAAACAAUUAAUGGGUAUUUUAGCUGGUAUCAUAUCAGGACUAUUACGUAUUAAAGGAAUGUGGGGAUUUCUCUUUUUUUUCCUUUUCCAAUUUGUAACAUCCUUUGUCUUAUAUAAUAAAAAAAUUCAUGAAAAUUAUUUUCUUGACAAUUAUAAUAUUGCAAAAAGUAAUAUAUUUACAGCUUUUUCGGCAUUUUUGUUAUCAUGGAUUGCAUCUAAUACAAUGUUAGUUUAA